Messenger RNA from Aspergillus costaricaensis CBS 115574, 1627 nucleotides. RefSeq names its product transcription activator HAP2 (gene hapB). Lineage: Eukaryota; Fungi; Ascomycota; Eurotiomycetes; Eurotiales; Aspergillaceae. Gene Ontology annotation, molecular function: RNA polymerase II cis-regulatory region sequence-specific DNA binding; DNA-binding transcription factor activity, RNA polymerase II-specific. Bases 358 to 1479 code for a protein of 373 amino acids. Gene Ontology annotation, cellular component: CCAAT-binding factor complex. Gene Ontology annotation, biological process: regulation of transcription by RNA polymerase II. The transcript has 2 exons. The record is from RefSeq and is a predicted model, not a curated record.
GGGCUGAAGCAUUUCGGCAAACAAGCGUUCACCUUUGGGCGAAUUUUCUUGACGCCAGAAGUUGAUGAGUGGGUGUAUUGGCAAAACAAAAACAGAGACUUUCGCAGUUCACUCGUCGAAUCAGUAAACAACCGCCUUUCCUUUGUGCACGACGGUGAUAUUGUCAAGUGCAACUGUGUUGUUGACAACCUAUCAUUCUCCCUUAUUUUCGCCACUUCGGUCUCAGACGAGUGAAAUCCCUUGGGAUUGGCCCAUCUUUGGCCGUAUUAUUGGUCCUAGACUCCUGGUUCCUGACAGCCAGGGUACUCCAAUCACGACUCUAAUUGGAAGUCUGACGGUAAACCCCGUCGCAGCUCCAUGAUGGAAUACCCGCCGCAGUAUCAACAGCCUCAUGGCCAGCAUCCCCACGCCUCUUCCCACAUCACUGCCCCGUAUCAGACGGCUCCUCAAAAUGCUGGGUCCACGGUGGGAUCGAUGACUUCUCCCACCAACCCUCAAGCGCACAUGCAACAAGCUCACGCUACACAUCAAGCGUCACCAAUUGUUCCCUCACAAUCUCAUUAUCAGCCUGCUCAAAAUGCCCCGGGCUCUGUACAUCAGCAAAUGAACUUCCCUCAGUCGUAUGGAGUCACCACGGCGAUGCCACAAACGUAUGGUAUCUCCCCUACGCAAGCGGCUGCAAUGGCCACCGCUGCAGCAUCGGGCCAGUUCUAUCCUCUACAUCAAGAUUCGAUGGCUGGCCAGAUGGCUCCUGGUCCCCGCGGAUCGCCGCGCAUGGCUGGGGUGCAGGUCAAGAGUGACCGCAAUCCUCGUUCUCCACCCCAGAUUCCUGGCCAGAUGCCAUCGAUGGGAUCCCAGGUACAGAUGUCCCAGAACGCCCAGAUGCAGCAACGUCGCAUGAGCCAUGUCAGUAGCCCACAUGUUCAGAAUGCCCAACCACUUAUCAACCAUGCCGGCCGGCCUUCGGUGCCCCCAUCUAUGCCGCCACCACCUCAGCCGCCUGUCCAGCAGAGCCAACCUUCGCCGGAUAUGGUCGCUGGCGCCGCUGAGGAAUCGCCGUUAUACGUGAACGCGAAGCAGUUUCAUCGCAUCCUGAAACGACGAGUGGCUCGCCAAAAACUGGAGGAGCAAUUGCGGCUCACGUCCAAGGGCCGUAAGCCAUAUCUGCACGAAUCGCGUCACAACCAUGCCAUGCGCCGCCCUCGUGGUCCCGGCGGGCGAUUCUUAACGGCUGACGAAGUGGCAGCUAUGGAGAAGAAGCAAGCAUCCGGAUCUACGACCUCUGGGCUUGAAGCCGCUGAUGAUAAUGCGGUGAAACCUCCUGGCGAUAACCCGCCUUCUGCACAGAAACGAAAAUCAAGUGAUGUCAACGAUGACACCAUCAACUCGUCUAAAAAGACGAAAACCAGUGCGAAACCGAGCACUAGUGCGGACGAAAGCGAGAACGAAUCUGCUGAGCUGUCCGACGAGGAUGGUUGAGCGGUACCUUACUCCAGGAUCGUCUUGCGAAAAUCCUGCUUACCCACAAUAGCCCUUUAUGAUGGAUGGAUGUCUGGAAUUUCUUUUACCCCCGUCUUCCUUGACCUUUACUCCCCGCAGCGAGCGACGCGCAACUGCCCCAUCUUCU